AUGAGUGCUACUGUUGAAACAAGAGAUGAGUUCGAAAAUGUUAUAGUUUGUGAUUUAAAAUUAGUUUUGUUGGGUGACUCUUCUGUCGGUAAGACCUCUAUUGUUGGCAGAUUGACUACUGGCAAUUUUAUUAAUAGCAAUGCUACCAUUGGGGCAGCAUUUGUAACUACUACUAUUGAAGUUGAUGAUGAAGAGAUGAUUAAUGGUGGUAAUAACGGUAUGAGUAGUAAAAGGUCGAUUAAGAAAAGGGUUAAUUUUGAAAUAUGGGAUACUGCAGGACAAGAACGUUAUAGAUCAUUGGCCCCCAUGUAUUAUAGGAACACCGAUGUUGCAUUGAUUGUUUUUGAUCUUUCUAGACCUCAAAGUUUUAAAGGAGCUCAAAGUUGGAUUGAAGAAUUAAACUCAUACGUCGAAGAAAGUAGUCGGGGAGAGAUAAUUACUGUUCUAGUAGGUAGCAAGAAAGAUAUAGAGAUCGGCCAACCUUCAAUGGCACCUAUAAUAGACAACUUUGAUAAAUUAAAAUUUACCAAAAAUUUACAAAAAGUUAGUGCCAAGACAGGUGAAGGAAUCCAAGAAUUAUUCGAAAAUAUAGUGCGUGAAUUACCAAAUGAGAAGUUCAGACCAUUGGGUCAACCCAAUGGUGAACCAGAACAUCAUAAACACAUCAAGCUUGAUUCCAAAACCAGAUCAUGGACAAGAAUCACCGAUAGAACUGCUUGUGAGUGUUGA
Molecule: messenger RNA, 729 nt
Organism: Vanderwaltozyma polyspora DSM 70294
Lineage: Eukaryota; Fungi; Ascomycota; Saccharomycetes; Saccharomycetales; Saccharomycetaceae
Gene: YPT10
Product: Rab family GTPase YPT10
Exons: 1
Coding region: 1-729 (242 amino acids)
Biological process (GO): intracellular protein transport
Cellular component (GO): endomembrane system
Molecular function (GO): GTPase activity; GTP binding
Source: RefSeq, a predicted model, not a curated record